This is a messenger RNA of Coccidioides posadasii C735 delta SOWgp, 1618 nucleotides long. It is a transcript of the gene FOL3, whose product is annotated as folylpolyglutamate synthase. The record is from RefSeq and is a predicted model, not a curated record. Gene Ontology annotation, molecular function: dihydrofolate synthase activity; tetrahydrofolylpolyglutamate synthase activity; ATP binding. Lineage: Eukaryota; Fungi; Ascomycota; Eurotiomycetes; Onygenales; Onygenaceae. Gene Ontology annotation, cellular component: cytoplasm; mitochondrion; cytosol. Gene Ontology annotation, biological process: folic acid-containing compound biosynthetic process.
GGCUCCAAACUAGAUUUAUUAUCACGACAUCCCGGAUAGCCAUGAAACUUUUUAAAAAGACAUCAAAUACCAAAACAUUUCCCUUCCGAUAACGAUGAUCGAAUUGGGGCUAUCUCGAAUAACUCAGCUGGUCCAGAAGCCAAGCUUGACCUGGAAGGCCAUUCAUGUUGCUGGGACGAAUGGCAAAGGGUCAAUUACCGGAUAUUUGUCCGCCUUGCUCACUGCAGGCGGCGUGCGGUGUGGCUCUUUUACCUCGCCGCAUUUGAUCGAUCGUUGGGAUUGUAUUACUAUCAAUGAACGCGCUGUUCAGGAGUCUAUCUUCCGGCGAAUCGAAAACGAAGUCAAACAGAGAAAUCAGCGAUUGGGUCUUGGGGCUACGGAAUUUGAACUUUUGACGGCUACUGCGUUCGAGAUCUUCUCUCAGGAACAGGUCGAAGUCGGGGUUGUGGAAGUCGGCAUGGGUGGCCGCCUUGAUGCCACAAAUAUCUUGACAAACGUCCUCGUAUCUAUCAUCUCGAAAAUUGGGUAUGAUCAUCAAGCUAUAUUGGGAAACACUAUUGAAGAGAUAGCCCGGGAAAAAGCUGGCAUAGUAAAGCCGGGAGUGCCUUGCGUUGUUGAUAGCACGAAUUCUCACGAAGUGAAGCAAGUAAUCCAGGCCCACGCAGAGACGCUAGACGCACCAACUGCAUUCGUCAACGCUCAACAUGUCGGACAACUUUUUCCUCUUCUUCGCGAUAAAUUUGGAUCCCUUGAUCUUCCCCCCCACCAGCGCGCGAACCUUUCGUGCGCCAUUACGGCUUUGCAGGUCGCUUUACCCCAGAUCCGACCAGAUUUAAUGGUCGAUCAACUAUUUCCAUUUAUAUCCAAGACUCCACGCCCAGGCAGAUUGCAGGAAGUUUGUCUUGAGACGUUGAUCUCUCGAAAUGAACCCGUUCUACUCGAUGGUGCGCAUAACCCCCAAUCUGCGGAGGUCCUGGCUUCGUAUGUCGAUCGAAAAUUCCGAGCUCACGCCAAAACCAUUACCUGGGUUGUGGCGGCUUCGCAGGGAAAGGAUAUCGUAGAGCUGCUCGGGUGCAUGCUAAAGCCGGGUGACAAUGUGGCAGUGGUGGAGUUUGGGCCGGUAGCGGGCAUGCCAUGGGUCCGGAGCGUGCGUAGCACCGAACUCGCUACGGCGGCACGCGACGUUCCUGGCAUCGGGGCUGUCGAGGGCUUCGAAAGAGAUGUUCUGGCAGGGUUGAAUUGGGCUAACACGAUAUCAGCGGGCGGACCCGUGGUUAUUGCUGGCAGUCUGUAUCUUGUUUCUGAUGUGCUGCGGCUGCUUCGGGAAGCUCAAGCUGGAAUUGCUCGUGAUGCAGUAAAUUAAUGACUUGGCUCUCGUUGGGCCUGGCCGUCAGGGAUCAUGCGGAUUAGGGGGCAUGAAGUGGGGGAUUUUCCUGUUCUUCAUUGUAGAAAAUCGACAGAUGAAUAGCAUCCUCAGCUGUUUUAAAAACACACACUGUAGACUGCCGGGAGCAAGAUCUUUAUUUUUAGGCUGUCUUUUCCAUCGUUCCUUGCGCGAACGGAGAACACCGUAAAGCUCCACAUGUUCGACAUGGGGCUUGUGGUCGUUUAAUUUGCG